Lathyrus oleraceus (garden pea) is the source of this 1184-nucleotide messenger RNA. RefSeq names its product phosphoglycerate mutase-like protein 1. The transcript has 8 exons. Gene Ontology annotation, molecular function: phosphatase activity. Lineage: Eukaryota; Viridiplantae; Streptophyta; Magnoliopsida; Fabales; Fabaceae. The record is from RefSeq and is a predicted model, not a curated record. Gene Ontology annotation, cellular component: cytoplasm. Bases 218 to 1069 code for a protein of 283 amino acids.
UUAAUGGAAGUGGAAAUAAUUCCGACUAACAAACAAGUUGACAGCCAACAUAGCUCGCAGAAGAUUCAAGAGCGAAUGAACAACAAGCAAGAACAAAGAAAAAGAAAAAUUAAAAUAAAAUACAUCGCAUCCACUCAUUCAAUCACUCACACACCAGAAAGAUUCCUCCUGUUCCCGCUUUCUCUCUCGAUCUGCUACUGCUAGGACUCGGAGUAGUAUGGAUUGCACCGCCGGUACCUGUUUGUUUCCGUUACAUCGCUGCAAAACUAUUCACCUCGUGAGGCAUGCGCAGGGGAUCCACAAUGUGGAAGGAGAUAAGAACUACAAAGCGUACUUGAAUCCUGAAUAUUUCGAUGCUCAUCUCACUCCUCUCGGAUGGGAGCAGGUUGAUAAUUUGCGUAAGCAUGUUCACUCCUCUGGUUUGAUAAACAAGAUUGAUCUCGUUAUCGCUUCUCCUUUGAUGAGGACUCUGCAAACAGCUGUUGGGGUAUUUGGUGGGGAGGGAUACAGUGGUGAUAAAACAGAUGUGGUGCCUCUUAUGGUGGCAAAUGCCGGAAAUAGCUUUCAUGCUGCAAUUUCAAGUCUUAAUUGCCCACCAAUUGUUGCUGGCGAACUUUGUCGUGAACAUUUGGGAGUUCAUCCCUGUGACAGAAGAAGAAGUGUUAGCGAGUAUCAGUUUCUUUUUCCCGCUGUUGAUUUUUCACUGAUAGACAGUGAUGAGGAUGUUUGGUGGAAGGAUGAUGUGAGAGAGACAAAGGAGGAACUUGCAGCUAGGGGGCUGAAGUUCAUGAACUGGUUGUGGACACGAAAAGAGAAGGAGAUAGCGAUUGUGACUCACAGUGGAUUCUUGUUUCACACUCUAACUGCAUUUGGAAAUGAUUGCCACCCCUCAGUGAAGAAAGAAAUAUCCAAGCACUUUGCGAACUGUGAGCUUCGCUCCAUGGUCAUUGUGGAUAGAAGUAUGUUAGGGUCGGAAGAAUCAACAACUAACUAUCCCGGCAAGAUACCUUCAGGGCUGGACAAACCUAGUGAUGCUGUGGAUGAGAUCGUUGAGAAGCAGGGCGUUUAGUUUUGCUACAUGUAUGUGUUUAAUUCCAUUUAAGCAUUGAACUGCUGGGCAUAUAAUCAUUACUAUUUGAAGAUGAUGACUCAUACAAAAUCUAACAUGAUUGUUUCAGACUUUA